AUCACACGAGCUUAUUGAGAGACAGAAAAGCAACCAGAAAUGUGUUCGGACUCAGCACUUCAUGAAGACUUCAUGGCACACAAAGAAGAGAAAGCUGUUUUGAUAACACCAAUCUGAGUUCUCCCUGCUCGGGCGAUUUAAACUAUCACAAUGGAUAACACAUUUCGUGCGCUUCACAGUUGCAAAACCAGACAUGUGCAAGUUGCUUGAUACUAUUUAAGGUAUUAACAGGAGCCGGGACAUUAAAGUGCUACAGGUCGAAAUGCUAUAAUGCUUUUUCAAGGCCCUCUUCACAUUGCCUGGAUUAAAGAGUGAUGGGCCCAGCUCCAGCACGGCCCACUGAUGCUUCAAUACCAAGGAACCCUGGGACGGGUAGGACUGAAUACAAAUGUAAAUGCAAUUCUUUCCACUUCAUAAAAGCACACACCACUGAAAUCCUCUUAAGCAGAAAACCACCAACAAGAAGUGACAGGGAGGAAGGAUGGACUCCAUCUCAAUGAUGGGCGGCAGAAGGAGCCCUGUGUUCUUCACAGCCCCGUCCUCCCACCACCUCCGACACACGCAGGCCUGUUUCCUGCCCAACGGCACAAAGAGCGGAGUUGGAGACGCAGACUCUUUCCGGCCCACAGUGGCCAUCCUGGGCUCAGGGGACUUCUCCAAGUGCCUGACCAUCCGCCUGCUGCGCUAUGGCUUCCAUGUGGUGGUGGGCAGCCGGAAUCCCAAAGUGGCAGCGCAGUCGUUUCCUCAUGUGGUGGAUGUGACGCACCAUGAAGAUGCUGUGGGGAAGGCGAGCGUCGUGGUCCUGGCAAUCCGCCGUGAGCACUACUCUGUCCUGUGGGACCUCAAGCAUCUACUGGAAGGGAAGAUCCUGGUGGACGUGAGUAACAACAGGAGGGUGAACCAGUACCCAGAGUCUAACGCUGAGUAUCUGGCUUCCCUGCUGCCAGACUCCAUCACCGUCAAAGGCUUCAACGUCAUCUCAGCCUGGGCCAUGCAGCAGAGCUGCCCCAAAGACGCCAGCACACAGGUGUUCAUCUGCAGUGACUCGGUGGAGGCUCGACAGCAGAUUAUGGAAUUAGCCCGCCAGCUCAACUUCCUGCCGGUGGACAUGGGAACCUUGUCUUCUUCACGGGAUAUAGAGAACAUUCCCAUACAGUUAUUUCCCGGCUGGAAGGGCCCCGUCCUUGCUGCCGUGGCCCUCUCCAUCUUCUUUUUUGCCUACUCUUUUGUACGAGAUGUCAUCCACCCGUAUGUGAAACACAAGCAGAGUGACUUCUACAAGAUCCCCAUAGAGAUAGUGAACCGGACGCUGCCCACUGUGGCCAUCACUCUCUUGGCUCUGGUGUACCUGGCGGGCCAGCUGGCAGCCGCCCACCAGCUCUACUAUGGUACCAAGUACAGGCAUUUCCCACACUGGCUGGAGGGCUGGCUGCAGAGCCGGAAACAGCUCGGCCUCCUCAGCUUCUUCCUGGCUGCUGUGCAUGUUGUCUACAGCCUCUGUCUGCCCAUGAGGAGGUCUGAGAGGUACCUGAUGCUCAACACCGCCUACCAGCAGGUCCAUGCUAAUGUGGAGAAUGGCUGGAAUGAGGAGGAGGUGUGGAGGGUGGAGAUGUACGUGUCCUUUGGGAUCAUGAGUCUUGGGCUGCUGUCGCUGCUGGCCGUCACCUCCAUUCCCUCCGUCCACAGCACGCUCAACUGGAGGGAGUUCAGCUUCAUACAGUCCACUCUGGGCUACAUCGCUCUGCUCAUCGCCACCUUCCACGGCCUGCUGUUCGGCUGGAAGCGAGCCUUCGAGGAGGAAGCCUACCGUUUCUACCUGCCCCCCAGCUUCGUGGUGUCCCUGGCCCUGCCGGUGUGUGUUAUACUGGGGAAGGUGCUCAUGCUGCUCCCCUGUGUGGCCCGCAAGCUCCACCAGAUCCGCCGCGGCGUGGACAGCAGUCACUACCGCUGCCAGCGCCUGGAGCCAGUGGGCUCGGCUGCUCACGUUUCACCUGAGAGAGUCACCAUCAUGUGAUCGUCUGUGUGAACAGGUGUUGCUGUCUGUGACUCGUGUACUGUAGCUGUUACUGUUCAUUAUAACUACUGACCUUGUGUGACUUAUGUUACAGUUUGUCCAUCUGAAAUGGAAGAUCUUGUUAAUAUUUCCCCAACACUUUGUUCCCGUCCUUGUGUUUUGGCAGACUUUAGAUGCAGAGUGUUUGUCAUUAAGGGGAGUAGAGGAGUGUUGGCGUGCAACACGUGUGCAGUAAACUCUCGUCUGCACUUGCUGAAAGGCUCAAUAGCUGGCGCACGAUCAUAGAACACGGCGAUGGUUGGUUUGUUCCUCUGAGGCGUCUGCAGUGAGCCUUCGGUCUGGAUAUAUUUUAUACGAACAAUAAAGAUAUGAGGAACGUGGACCGUGUCUUUAGAUGAAUGUGCAAGGCGCUCGCAGACGUCCAUAGUCCAGGAAAACAACCCUGAUGUCAUAGUGAAGCCAAGCAGGACGGAGACUACCGACAUAAAGCAGAACGCCUCUGUGAAGAUGUGAGUGUUCCCCCGUCGGGGAUAACGCACAGACUGAAUUGCAUUAUUGGAAGUGUAGGAUCCAGGGUUUUGACGUCUGAGCUUCUGCUGGUCAGAUCUUUGAAGAUUCUUCUUCUCUCCCUUGUGAGUCCAUAUUUCAUGGAGUGCAAUACAACAUUUGUGUAGUAGCCCUUUAGUCAUGUCCAGUGUUUCUGCUGAUAGUUUGAUACAUUUCAUGAAACACAAGUGUUUUUAUUCUUACAGCAAAGAGUCGUGUAAAAGCAGAAUCCAUCGUAACAGGAUGGAGCAUCAUGUAAUAGUCACUAGUAUCUCCUGCGGGCCUUGAAGUCGUUCUACUUUUCUGUCACGCUGCAAGAAAUGGCAGGAAAUAUUUGGAGGCAUUUGAUUCUGCAGCAUCACUGUGUUGUCAUGUUUUCUGUGCCAGGUCUGUAUUAAUGUACCACUGAAUAUGGUACACAUUUUUACACAAACUAUCCCAGUUAUGUAUUGUACUGCGGCACGGCACAGCUAGGAGCUGAUGCAGUUAGUGGACUCGUCAUGUCAGAAACUGAAUUAGUGUUAGAUGUUCCCUUUAGCAUUGCACUGUGGGCUUUUCUGUUCAACACGCCGUGCUGUCUCCUUUACAGUAUGUCACAGUUAUCCCACUCUCCUUCCGUGAUCUCACACUUUGGAAUAAACUCAUCCUUUCACUUGCAUUACCAUGCAGCACUAAUGUAACUAACAGGAAAUAAAACUAAAUGUGAAGUUCACUGUGAUGGAUCGUCUAUCUGAAGUGUGUAAAAAGCAACGACCCCGAGGCGACUUACAUCCCGUCUCAAACGUGGAGCCGAGCCACGAGGUCUCAAUAGUCCUAAACUUUGACUGGAGUAAAGAAAAUAUGUCUGAGGAGUUGUGUGUAAGGAGGUUUAAGGUACCUUUGGUUAAAGUCUGAGCUAAUGACAACUAGUCAACUCUGCAGUUAGCAGAGGUGUCAUGUCUGCAUCACAACACAGCUUCAUGCGUCAUUUUUAAUCAGCUUGUGUGGCCGUGCAUAAACAUUCCUAAAUGUUAAGACCAUUUCAUAUUUGAGCUUCAGGUCUCUUUAGUCAGUAAGGAGUGACCAGCAGGUGGCUGUGUUACACACAUGAUGCACACAAAAGCAAUGUUCACAGGUCAGAUGCUUCCUAAUGUUUAACAAAACCACAUCUAUAUCAAUUCUAAAGUCUGUAAAUGUUUGCAUUGUGCAGGCUGUAAAACAAUUAAGCUUCUAAAUACAUAAA
Messenger RNA from Cottoperca gobio, 3782 nucleotides. RefSeq names its product STEAP family member 2, metalloreductase (gene steap2). Gene Ontology annotation, molecular function: cupric reductase (NADH) activity; ferric-chelate reductase (NADPH) activity. The record is from RefSeq and is a predicted model, not a curated record. Lineage: Eukaryota; Metazoa; Chordata; Actinopteri; Perciformes; Bovichtidae. Gene Ontology annotation, biological process: copper ion import. The transcript has 8 exons. The coding region runs from base 482 to 2014 and encodes 510 amino acids. Gene Ontology annotation, cellular component: endosome; plasma membrane.